Leishmania mexicana MHOM/GT/2001/U1103 is the source of this 681-nucleotide messenger RNA. RefSeq names its product ferric reductase transmembrane protein-like protein. Gene Ontology annotation, molecular function: transmembrane monodehydroascorbate reductase activity. The transcript has a single exon. NCBI's taxonomy places the organism in Eukaryota, Euglenozoa, Kinetoplastea, Trypanosomatida, Trypanosomatidae. Bases 1 to 681 code for a protein of 226 amino acids. The record is from RefSeq and is a predicted model, not a curated record.
AUGACGACCAUCAAGGGUGAGGCAAGCCUGCCCGGCAUUCAGGACAUCCCCGCACCUCGGGUGGAGUUGAAGAGUCUAUGCCGCAGACUGGCUGCCAUCGGCAUCAUCGUGCCGGUGUCACUGCAGCUGUUUCGCAAGUCCGGGACUUGCACGGACAUCUUCCAAUAUCACCCCAUUUGCAUGAUGCUGGCCUUUGUCAUGGUGAUGCCGGAUGUUGUACGAGACAUGAAGCAACUGCGUCAGGCACACCGGCGGCCGCCGCUCGAAAACCGGCUUUCGCGCCACGAGAUCAUCAUGCGGCACCAGCUGGCCUCCUUCGUGAUGGAGUUGGCGGCGGCUGGUGGAUUUUCUGCGGUGGAGUACACAAAACUAAAGAAAGGAUACCCACAUCUCAAGUCGUUGCACGGUAUCAUGGGUACCCUCUGCGGCCUGACAAUUGUGUGUCAGAUGGUCCUCGGCUCCAUCCUUCGCUAUGUGCUGGCGCCAGCGAACCCGAAGCGUCCGAUAGUGCGGACAGUGCACAAGUGCGUCAGCGUAACCAUCGCCGUGACUGCGAUGAUGGCAAUGGUCGGAGGCUUUCUCACCACCGAGUACGCGGAGAGGAUGAUUCCGCCUUCGCUGAUCCGGACGGCGAUUGUCCUCGCGUCUGUUGCCACCACGGGUGCAGGGUUUCUCAUGUAG